CCGUGCCCCUACAAGCUCCGAUGGAAGUGAUGCCAUUCCAGACGCCGAUGCUGCAGCCAUCACCUUUCCAGCCGCAGCUGGUCAGCACCAUGGCCCCUGUCAACUUCACUGGCGCGUUUAACGCUGCAGGGCCGUCGCGUCCCCCGCAAGGUACGAAUCCGCAAGUCACCCCUGAUGGUCAUUGCGUCUCAGUUGAGAGUGAUGACGGCGAGUGGGACAUUCCGAGGGCUCACAAGAAGAAGAAAGGAAAGACUAUCCGCCCAGCAACUUCCCGAAACUUCGCCUUCGAAAGGCUGGGGGACAGGGAGGAGGGCCAGAGAAAGUCAGCCAAACAGAGGCUGGGGCAGAGCGUCGCCCAUGUCAGCGCGUUCGCCCGGUUAGGCGAGGUGCGGGAGGCUGAGCCUGCCCGCACCCGGCGCUCCCGGUCUAACCGGCAGGAGCCAGCGAGGACGAGGGCCUCUCGUCAGGAAGAGGAAGCAGAGAGCCAGCCCAGGUUACCGGUGGCGAACCGGUUAACCAUCCCAAAUGACCGCGUCCAGCUGAUGGAGGCAAAACUAGAGAGGCUGGAAAAGAAGGUCGGGGAGAAGAAUGACCGGGACAAACCCCUGGCGGGGUCCCCGUUCACCACAAGAGUCCAUCUGACACCUUUCCCACGAAAGGUCAAGAUCGACGCCCCUAGAUUCACCGGGAAUGAAGAUCCAGAAAUCCAUCUGGACUCCUUCAACCAGAGUGCAACCAUGAACGGUUGCACCGAUGAAGAAAAGUGCCUUCUUUUCUUUCAGACCUUGCGGAACCGAGCCACUGAAUGGUUCAAUAAGCUUUGCCCGGGAAGCAUUGAUUCGUUCAGUGAUUUGGCCUCGAAAUUCAAGGCCAAGUUCCAGGAGAAUUGUACUAAGAGGAAGAAAUUCACCUAUCUUAGUACAGCCGGGCAGAGGGAGUCUGAGAACCUUACUCAGUUCCUUACCCGGUGGAAGGAAGAGGUAGACAAGCUGGAAGAGAUGGAUGACAAGAUCGUCUUAUCCCUCCUCUUGAAUGGCUUGCGUGCCGGGGAACUAUACAAGGAGUUCUGCCGGAAACCCCCGGCCACGUACCAAGAGGCCUACCAUACUGCAUGGGAGUUUGCUGAGGCUGAAACUCAACUCCGGGCGAAGAAAGAAGCCGAGCAUGGUUACAAGCCCAAGCCGGUGCAAGUCAAGAAGGAAGAAGCACCGGGACCUAACCGGCCAAGACACCACUAUGACCCGGUCGUCCAUGUGGUCAAUACGGAAGAAUGCCAAGAAAUCCGGAAAGCACCGGUCAUUCCUCCGGAAAACCUUACCGGUCAAACAGGGCGGCAGUGGUCGGGCACCUAUUGUUCGUACCACAGGUCAGAUUCCCAUAACACCUCCAAAUGUAAGAGUGUUAAGGGAGUAAUCCGGCAGAUGAUAGACAGUGGAGAGCUGGGCAAGGAUUACUUGCAGAAAGCCCAGGAGAAGAGUCAUCAAUGGGUUAGGCCAGCUGCCCCGGGAGAUGACCGGGACAACGACCGGCGGAGGAAUAACCGGCAGAGGGAGCGGCAACCUGCUCCCGAAAAAGAGCACAUCAGCAUGAUCUUCGGCGGACCUGAGGGUGGAGAUUCAGCCGCGCAGCGGAAGAACUGGGUCCGGAGCAUUUACGUUGGUGAGGUAGGCGCUGAAACGCCCAAGCGUAAGCAUACUAGGAGGGAGCCGAUCGUCUUUACUGACCGGGAUCUCCCUCCCACCGGUGAAGAUCAAAAUGAUCCAUUGGUCAUCACCAUGGACAUUAAUGGGGUGUAUGUCGCCCGGGUACUUGUUGACACCGACAGCAGUGUCAACAUCUUAUAUCUGGAGACUUUCCAAAAACUCAGGUUGUGUCGGACACAACUUGAACCCCUGAAGACUCCUCUCUCGGGCUUCACGGGAGAUACAGUGGAAGCCGAAGGAUCCAUAGUUCUACCGGUCGAACUAGGAUCGGGUGAAAAAACCGUAUGGAAGAAGAUGCGGUUCAUAGUUGUGGACAUCAAAUGCGUCCACAACGCAAUUCUUGGAAGGCCAGGCAUCAAUAAGGUCGGGGCGGUGAUUUCCAUGCCUCACCUGUGCAUGAAGUUCCACACUCCAGGUGGUGUGGGUGAGGUGAAGGGCGACCAGAGGAACGCCCAGGAGUGCUAUGCCCGGGCAGUCAAAAAGAUGACCAAGGGGGUCAAUGUCAUCUCCCAAGAAAUCACAAAGGGAGAGACCCGGGAGAAAUUGGAGCCCGAGACCGAGACGAUGGAAAUCGAACUUCACCCGGGUGAUUCUUCGAGGAUGGUCAGAAUUGGAGCAAAUCUCCCCGAGGAUCUCAAGGCAGAGAUUACACGGGUCCUCCAAGAAUACGCGGGCAUAUUCGCAUGGAGCGUGGCGGAUAUGCCCGGAAUAGAUCGCUCUGUUAUCUGCCACCGGUUGGCCGUGAGGGAAGGAAGUCGACCGGUACGUCAGAAGAAGCGGUACCUGGCCAGUGACCGGCGAGACUUCGUCAAGAAGGAAGUGAAGGACCUCCUCAGUGUUGACCUUCUCUCCAAGUUGACGCAGUAUGCUCCCGAGCAUGUUUCAAAACUUGCCCGGGUGGAAAUCCUGGAUCGAGCCAGCAUCGAAAAAUUGGAAGUCGCCGCUGCAACAGCCGGAAGCCAAUCUGACCGGUCAAACCUGGUCGGGAUGGACGACCAUUGGAUGUAUGAUCUGAUGGAAUAUUUGAUGGAUGGGAGCUUGCCAGAACAAGAUGACCGGGCAAGAAAAGUGAAGCUCAGGGCACCCCGAUUCCAGGUUCUUGAUGGAAAGCUGUAUAAAAGGGCAUUUGGGGGGCCACUCCUGAGAUGUCUGACCAACCGGGAGGCUGAGCGAGUCAUAGCGGAGGUCCACGAAGGAGUAUGAGCGGCGCAUCAAAUGUCCCGUACGCUUUCCCAGCGCAUCAUCUUAUUGGGGUAUUAGUGGCCAACAAUUGUCCUGAAUUGUGAAAGGUAU
Messenger RNA from Cuscuta campestris, 2996 nucleotides. The record is from the annotation of a GenBank genome assembly. Lineage: Eukaryota; Viridiplantae; Streptophyta; Magnoliopsida; Solanales; Convolvulaceae.